Messenger RNA from Molossus molossus (Pallas's mastiff bat), 3678 nucleotides. It is a transcript of the gene RPGR, whose product is annotated as retinitis pigmentosa GTPase regulator. The transcript has 18 exons. Bases 31 to 3201 code for a protein of 1056 amino acids. Lineage: Eukaryota; Metazoa; Chordata; Mammalia; Chiroptera; Molossidae. Gene Ontology annotation, biological process: protein ubiquitination; ubiquitin-dependent protein catabolic process; visual perception. The record is from RefSeq and is a predicted model, not a curated record. Gene Ontology annotation, cellular component: photoreceptor outer segment. Gene Ontology annotation, molecular function: ubiquitin protein ligase activity.
UGUUGACUUCCGGGAACGCGGUAGGCUCAGAUGCCCAGAGUGUCGCCAUGGAAGCCCGAGGGGCUUCCGCGGCCCCGGUCCCGGUCGGGGUACUACAUUAGGCCCAACCGAGUCGCCCCCGCCAUCUUCCCGGGCCAGGCACGGAUUCCCCGGAUCGCUCUCGGCAUGGGGGAACCUGAGGAGAUAGUGCCCGAUUCGGGUGCUGUGUUUACAUUUGGAAAAACUAAAUUUGCUGAAAAUAUUCCCAGUAAAUUCUGGUUUAAAAAUGGUAUACCUACAUAUCUUGCAUGUGGAGAUGAACAUACUGCUGUUAUUACCGGAAAUAGUAAACUUUACAUGUUUGGCAGUAACAACUGGGGCCAGUUAGGAUUAGGAUCAAAGUCAGCUGUUUGCAAGCCAACGUGUGUCAAAGCUUUAAAAUCUGAAAAGGUGAAACUUGUUGCCUGUGGACGGAACCACACCCUGGUUGCAACAGAAGGAGGCAAAGUAUAUGCAGUUGGAGGAAAUAAUGAAGGCCAGCUAGGACUUGGUGAUACUGAAGAUAGACACACUUUUGAUCUAAUUGAGUUUUUUACAUCCCAGCAUCAGCUUAAACAGCUCUCUGCUGGAUCUAACACUUCAGCUGCACUAACUGAGGAUGGAAAACUGUUUAUGUGGGGAGAAAAUUCUGAAGGGCAGAUUGGCUUAGAUAAUGUGUCUAAUGUAUAUGUUCCUCAUCAAGUGACUGUUGGGAAACCUAUUGCCUGGAUCUCUUGUGGAUAUUACCAUUCAGCUUUUGUAACAAUAGAGGGAGAACUGUAUACAUUUGGAGAAACUGAGUGUGGGAAGUUAGGUCUUCCCAAACAGCUACUGGUGAAUCACAAAGUGCCCCAGCUGGUGCCUGGAAUUCCCAAGAAAGUGAUCCAAGUAGCUUGUGGUGGAGGGCACACAGUGGUUCUCACAGAGAAAGGCGUGUACACCUUUGGGCUGGGACAGUUUGGUCAGCUGGGUCUUGGCACUGUUGUCUUUGAAUCCUGGGAACCCAAAAUCAUUGAAUCUGUUAAAGACCACAAAAUAACUUAUAUUUCCUGUGGAGAAAAUCACACAGCUUUGAUAACAGAUAUAGGCCGUAUGUAUACUUUUGGAGACGGUCGAUACGGAAAAUUAGGACUUGGAAUGGAGAAUUUUACCAAUCAGUUUGUUCCUACUUUGUGCUCUAAUUUUUUGAGAUUUAAAGUUUAUUUGGUUGCCUGUGGUGGAUGUCACAUGGUAGUUUUUGCCACUCCACGACUUGUUAUGGAACACAUUGAACUUGGAAAAAUUUGUGAUUCUCGUAUACCUGAAGCAACUUCUUUGCCCGUUAGCAACCUGACCUCGGGAAACAUAUUCCAUAGAACUUUAUCAGCACGUGUUCGUCGAAGAGAGAGGGAGGCAUCCCCAGAUUCUCUUCAAAUGACACAAACACUACCUCCCAUUAAAGGGACUCUUGAGUCGCCAGUUAGUUUUUCCCCGAGUUCAGUUCCUUUCUGUGUAUCUACAAGUAAUCUGCCAGAGAAAAUGAUGACUGAAAAUGAGGGCCCCAUGGAGCUCAUGGAACCAGAUUAUUUUCAAGAUAAAAUGACCAAAGUGAAGGAUACAGAUAGUUCUUCAUCAGCGGAUUCAAAAAGUCUUGGAGAAACUACUAAUGUCUUAAAUAUGACACAUAUGAUGAGCCUAAAUUCCAAUGAAAAGUCUUUAAAAUUAUCGCCAAUUCAAAAACAAAAGAAACAAGAAACAAUUGAGAAUCUGAAGCAGCAUACAACUCAUACUGAAAAUGAUGAUAGCAAUGAAUGUGAAAGUGAAGAGAUGUCCCAAAAAAUGAAAGAAGGGAAAGUAUAUAAACAAAUUUUGGCUAAAGGAACAUACAUGGUACCAACAGCUGGGAAUGUGGAAGCAUGCUCAGAUGAGGAUGUAGAUAACAACUCAGGCCAACCUGGGCCUCAGGCUGACACCAAUGAGAUGGGCUUACAAAAAGAGACCUUUAGAUUUGAAAAUAAACAUAGUAUUUAUCCACUUGAUGAUAAGGAAAUAGGAAAUAAAAAUGAUGGAAAAUGCAGUCAGGAAGAUUCAGAAGCAGAAGAAAUAGUCUCUGAGAAGGAAACUAAGCUGGCAGAAAUGGCAGGUCUGAAGGAUAUAAGAAAAAGUGAAGAGGAUAUAAAAGAUGUUAACAGAUUCUUUGAUGAAUUACCAAAUAGAGUCAUGAAUAUUGAUGAGUAUUUUGAAGAAAAUGAUUUUGUUAAGGAAAGGAAAAGGAACAAGCAAGAUGGGAUCUUUGACAAUGAAAGAGAAUCUGUAGAGGAGCCAUACAGUUACUUGGAAGGUGAAAGUGGAAGUCAGCACAGUACAACUGAUGGCUUUGAGCUGCCUGAGUCAGUAGAAUGUAGUAGUGGAGAAAAAGAUGAUGAUGAAAUGGAAACUUACCAAAACUUAUGGUAUAGCAGGAAAUGUAUUGAACAAGAACAUGAGGAAGAAACUGAACUCAAAAUACCCGAAUUCAUGGGAAAAUAUGAUUUUAAGUCUGACCACUUGCCAGAGAUUCCAGAGGAAGAGGAAGGAGCAGAGGAUUUAGAAAGAAGUGGAAUAGAGGAGCAAGAGGUAGAGGAAAAUGUGGAGAUGCAUGGAGGAAAGGAGGAGGAGAAAGCAGAGAUCCUGUCAGAUGACCUUACAGACAGAGAAGAGAAUUACAUAGUUUCAGAAAACGAAGAGCCAGAAGACAAAGAAGAGGAAAUUAAGGAACAUCUGGAAGAUGAGAAGAAAGCUGUGGGAGACGAUGAAAAUGUCCCUGCAGAUGACCACAGUAAAACUAGCGACGACUCCGUUGGAAAGGACAGAAAAACGAACCAAGAGGAACCGGCCAUUUCUGAAUACAAUGAAAAUCCAAAAGGAAACAUAUGUGAGCUUGCAAAGAGCAGUUCUUCAGAAAUCCUGGGAGAUAGUGAAUCCACACCAGGUAAAGACAUGAAAGUAUCAAAGAAGACUUACCUUUUUAAAAGACUGUCAUUGAUGAGUAUGAAAAGUAUGCCGAAUAAUAAUGAGCCACUUCCAGAAAUAAAAUCAGUAGGAGAUCAAAUAGCUUUAAAAAGCAAUAAGAAGGAUUUCAAACAGAACCACACUGAGCAAAGUAAUCAGGAUACGUCACCCCCAAACACUGAGAAAACAUCAAAAUCCUGUGUAAUACUUUAAAUAUAUAUUUAUGUGGUCACCGAGCACAUUGUAAUUUAUACUUGAAAAACAUGACUUCUUAAGGAAUGUUUCUGAUAACAAACUUGAAGAUAUAAGUUAAUAAUGUUUUAUUUGUUUUGAAUAGUUUGACCAGUUUUGAUAUUUAUUUAUGCUAAUAUUUUUGACAUGCGAUUUCAAAAUAUGUAUAUCUCAAACUCUAAGUGUUGUGGCCUUAACUGUUCAGUGUUCCAUAAAAAAAAUAUAUUUUUGUAUGUGAAGGUUGAAUUAAGAUAUUUCACAGUUUUUGCUAAACAGUUUUACAUCUUAUAAUUUCAUAAGGCAAUAUAUACAACCUCAAGACACUGUAACAGUUUUUAAUGUAUUUGCAAUUUUUAAAAACUGAGUCAAAAUUGUUUUUAAUGAGCAUAUUUUAAUAAACUAUGGUCGGUUCCAUGUUUAAAUGGGUGACUAUGAAUAAAGUUUGGGGGUACUUGGAGU